Messenger RNA from Gastrolobium bilobum, 399 nucleotides. RefSeq names its product protein SMALL AUXIN UP-REGULATED RNA 51-like. Bases 1 to 399 code for a protein of 132 amino acids. The transcript has a single exon. Gene Ontology annotation, biological process: response to auxin. The record is from RefSeq and is a predicted model, not a curated record. NCBI's taxonomy places the organism in Eukaryota, Viridiplantae, Streptophyta, Magnoliopsida, Fabales, Fabaceae.
AUGGCCAAGCUCAGAGUAAGAAGCACCAUAAAAAAGAAGGUUGAAGGAAGCAUUUUGAAGCUCAUCAAGAUUAUCUUUGAGAAGCAUCAAAAGAGAGUCUUAAAAGGAAGAAAGAUUAUAUCAAGUUCAUACUUUGACGAUUAUGAAGGAGGAGAAGACACAACCACUGUGCCAGAGGAUGUGAAAGCAGGACACUUUGCUGUGGUUGCUGAAGAUGGAGAGGAACUAAAGAGAUUUGUGGUGCCAUUGAGGUUUUUAACAAACCCAACAUUCUUGAGGCUAUUGGAGCAAUCAGCUGAAGAGUAUGGGUUUGAUCAAGAUGGUGCACUAACCAUUCCUUGCAGCCCUAGUGAGCUUGAGAUGUUAUUAGCUCAGAGUUUGAGUAUAAAAUCUAUGUAA